GGCAGCCAUGUUGAGGGUUAAUUUCCUUUGAUCUCCCUGAUUCCGGGUAGUUUGCGCUCGCUAUAAGAUGUGUUACUAACCAGGCUGCUGUUACUGUGAAGAUCACGUACAAUACACAUCACUGCGUUUGUCCGUAAAGGAGAAACAUUAUAAGAAUAUCUGACAAGUUCAGAUGUGCUAAACAAGACAAUGUCUGACAAGACCGAGAGCGAAACCUCAGACCUUUCUGAUGAACACGGAGACACAGAUAACACUGAUAUAGUGAAAUUUGAAAUAACAGAAGAUCUAUGGUUGAGGCAUCAGCUGGAAGCAUCAGAUGAGGAAUCCAAUGACAAUAUUAGCUCAGAUGAAGAUAACAUUGAUAUAGUGAAAACUGAGAUAACAGAGGAUCUGUAUACGUGUGAUCAGGUGAAGACUGAGGAGGAUGAAGUUCCUAUAAAUACGGCUACAGACCCUGUAAUAACAAAAGUGGAACAAACAGAAGAUCUGUGUGCGGUAAAACCCCUUGUAAUUCGGGAACAGGAAAACGAUGAGGAUACUGACAUGGAAAACCACAAGGAUAUGGAGACAACAAAUCAAUCAAUGAGAUCAGACAGUCCUUGUGAAGGCUGGAGUGAAGAUGACUCUUUAAGUCUCUUUAAAGAUCAGCAAAGCCACGUGGUGAAUAAACCAUUUUUAUGUUUUGUAUGUGGAAAAAGUUUUUCCCACAAAUCACAUCUCCUUACUCAUCAGAAAAUUCAUACAGGAGAAAAAGAAUUUUCAUGUUUUUUAUGUGGCCAAUGCUUUAUCCAGAAAAUACAUCUUGUUGACCAUCUGAAAAUUCAUUCAGGAGAGAAAGCAUUUUCUUGUUUUGUAUGUGGGAAAAGUUUUACCCAAAAAUCAAAUCUUAUUAGACAUCAGAACAUUCAUACAGGAAAGAAAGCAUUUUCGUGUUCUGAAUGUGGGAAAAGUUUUAACCAGAAAACACAUCUUAUUGCUCAUCAGAAAGUCUAUAAACAUGAGAAAUCAUUUCCCUGUUCUAUAUGCGGAAAAUGUUUUACCCAGAAAUCGGUUCUUAUUGACCAUCUGAAAAUUCAUACCAGAGAGAAAGUAUUUUCAUGUUCUGUAUGUGGGAAAUGUUUUAUCCAGGAAUCGGUUCUGAAUGACCAUAUGAAAAUUCAUACAGGAGAGAGAGAAUUUUCAUGUUCAGAAUGUGGGAAAACGUUUAAAUUGAAGUCAUGUCUUUUUAGACAUCAGCAAAUUCAUGCAGAAGAAGAAGUUUCAUGUUCUGAAUGUGGGACAACUUUUAACCAGAAGUCAAAACUUAUUGCUCAUCAGAAAAUACAUAAACGUAAAUCAUGUUCCUGUCCUAUAUGUGGGAAAUGUUUUACACAGAAAUCACAUCUUAAUACACAUCAGAAAAUUCAUACUGGAGAGAAAGCAUUUUCAUGUAUUGAAUGUGGGAAAUGUUUUAACCAGAAAGCAAAUCUUAUUGCUCAUCAGAAAAUACAUUUGCGUGAGAAUAUUUUAUGUUCUGAAUGUGGGGAAUGUUUUACUUUGCAAGCAGACCUUGAUAACCAUAAAAGACUUCAUACAGGAGAGAAAGUAUUCUUGUGUAACGAAUGUGGAAAGUGUUUUACAAUGAAAUCAAGACUUAAGACACAUGAGAAAAUUCAUGCAGGAGAGAAAGAAUUCUCAUGUUCUGACUGUGGGAAAUGUUUUACCCAAAAAGCAAAUCUUAUUAGACAUCAGAAUAUUCAUGCACGUGAGAACUCAAAUAGUAAAUGUUAAGCCCAUUUUAGUAAAUGUUUUACUCCACAAAGUUUUUUUAUGCAUGGUGGUAGAUAAGUAAUGCUAUACAUACCCCAUGUAGUAUCAUGAAUACAACACUUUUUUUCUGAUGCAUUCUACUAGCAUGGGGGUUGGGACUUUUAUUUGCUGAAAUUUCAGUUGUAUAGGUGCAUAAAUAUUUGGACAGUGACACAAUCUUCAUAAUUUUGGCUCUGUACACCACUACAGAUAUACAAUUAAAGCCAUUAAGAUGUGAUUGAAGUACAUACUUUCAGCUUUAAUUCAACAAGUUUAACAAAAUUAUUGUAUGAAUUGUUAAGAAUUACAUCAGUAUUCAUAUAAAUUGUCAGGGGAUCAAAACUAACAUAAUUAUAAAUAAAAUUAUCAUUCUUCAGACUUGGUUGAAAAUAUUUUGCAGUGAAUGACUGCUUACAGUCUGGAACGAAUAAACAUCAAUUUUUUUGUUGUUGUUUCCCCUCCGUAGUGAUGCUUUGCCAAGCCUCUACUUCAAGGGACACUGAACCAAAAAAAAAAAUAUUUUGUGAUUCAGAUAGAGCAUGACAUUUUAAGCAACUUUCUAAUUUACUCCUAUUAUUAAAUUAUCUUGAUUCUCUUGGUAUCUUUAUUUGAAAUGCAAAAAUGUAAGUUUAGAUGCCGGCCCAUUUUUGUUGAACAAACUGGGUUGUUCUUGCUGAUUGGUGGAUAAAUUCAUCCACCAAUAAAAGUGCUGUCCAGAGUUAUAAACCAAAAAAAGCUUAGAUGCCUUUUUUCAAAUAAAGAUAGCAAGAGAACAAAGAAAAAUUGAUAAUAGGAGUAAAUUAGAAAGUUGCUUAAAAUUGCAUGCUCUAUCUGAAUCAUGAACAAAAAAAAUUGGGUUCAGUGUCCCUUUAAGCUGUCCAAAAUGUCUGCUUGUUAGUGGGUUUUUUAUGCCUUUAGCUUUAUCUUCAGCAAGUGAAAUGCAUAUUCAUUUCAGUUGAGGUCAGUUUACUAUCUUGGCUAUUCAAGAAAAUUCCACUAACUCCACCAUGUUUCAUGGAUGGUGUGAUGUUUGCGUCAGAUCAUGAGCUGUUCAUUCCAUUUUCCAUACACUUCUAUUCCCAUGAUUGUGGUACAGGUUGAUCUUAGUUUAAUCUGUUUAAAGAUUUUUUGAGGCUUACUAAUGGUCUGCCUCUUGUGGAAAACUAUCUGUGUUUACUUCAUGAAAUCUUCUCUUGAUUGUAGACUUUUGAUAUGCUUUCUCCUGAAGAAUGUUCUUGACUUGGCUAGAUGCUGUGAAGGGACCUUUAUUCACUAAGGAACACAUUUUCCCCAGUGCAUUCCUUCUUUUUAAUAAUAUAUUAAACUGUUGAUUUGGCUACUAAUGUUUCUGUUAUCCCUCUGAUGGAUUUGUUUUAUUUUUUAAGCCUAAUGGUGUCCUGCUUUACUUGCAUUGGCAGCUCUCUGGGCCUCAUAUUGAGAGUUGACAGUAACAACUUCCACAUUUGAAAUCAGCUCCAGACCUUUAACUACUUAAUUGUUAAUGAAAUAACAAGAGAACAGCCCACACUGGACCCUAAAAAAAACCUUCUCAUUGAAUUGUUCAAUUACUUUUGGUCCCCUGACAAGGAGGGAACUACACAUAAAAAAUGCUGCAGUUCCUAAACCAAUCCCCAAUUUGGAUGUAAAUUAAUCAAAUUAAGUCUGCACUUUAAGCCCAAAUUCAUUAUUUAACUUCAAUUUUUAUUUUCUAACAGCUAAAAUAACUAUAACAUUAUCAAUGUCCAAAUACUUAUGUACCUAACUGUAUGCUAUAUUACAGUUUAUGGUUGUUGACUAUGUAUAUUGAGGAAUUGUUCCAAUGCUAUAUUAUUGCAUUGUUGUUUCAUAUAUAUUUUCUAGUGUUGCAUUGGUGAUGAUAUUUGAGAAUAAAAUUAUAUUUUCUGACAUUUUGUAUCUAGAACCUUGCUCUUGUGCUUGUAAAAUCUUAGAAAUAAAUUAAUAAAAAAAAGACACACCAGAA
Molecule: messenger RNA, 3769 nt
Organism: Bombina bombina (fire-bellied toad)
Lineage: Eukaryota; Metazoa; Chordata; Amphibia; Anura; Bombinatoridae
Product: gastrula zinc finger protein XlCGF26.1
Exons: 6
Coding region: 190-1770 (526 amino acids)
Source: RefSeq, a predicted model, not a curated record